This is a messenger RNA of Eruca vesicaria subsp. sativa (arugula), 744 nucleotides long. NCBI's taxonomy places the organism in Eukaryota, Viridiplantae, Streptophyta, Magnoliopsida, Brassicales, Brassicaceae. The record is from the annotation of a GenBank genome assembly.
AUGAACAAAGGUAGCUCCUCAAAAUGUCUGGAUAAAUCAAAGAAGAUGGAAAAUUCGAAGAAACUCAAAGAGGACUCUGAAAAAGAGACCGUGGAAGACAAGCAAGUUCCAGAGAGUGAGAAUCCAAAAACAGAAGCCAAAGAAGAAAAAGGAUCUAAUGGAACUUCAGACAAGAAGGAUAAGAAGGAGAAGAGCAUCGGUUGCUGCAAAAGAUGCAAGGCGAAGAAAAAACUCAAAGAGAAGUCUGAUGAAGAGGGUGAGAAAGAAAAACAAAAAACAGAGAAAGGGAAUACGAAAACAGAUUCCAAGGAGGAAAAGGGAACUUCUGAUAAGAAGGAUGAAAAGGAGAAGAGCAUCAUCACAUGGCGACACAAGAGUACAAAGAAAGAGAAGGGUCAUGGUAAAAACUUGCUCAAUCCUCACUGUCAGACCGCUAGGCCCAUGUACCAUGGUGGACCCAAUCCUUCAAACCGGUGGAGCGUCUACGCACCACCGAGAGGUAUGUAUCCAGCAUUUGCAAAGGGGCCAAUGUAUGGACAAUGUGGUGGUGGUGGUCCAUUUCAACCCUACCAAUCCAUGUUUCCACCUGCAAUGUAUAGAGGUGCUCAAAUCUCACCAUAUCCGCCUAUGGCUGCUGCAGCAGCUAUGUAUUCUCCCUAUUGGCAAAGCAGACCAUUCACUGAUGCUAAUCCUAUCACGCGUUACACUACCUACCGUGACAAUUACUCUUACUUCUUUGUCUAA